This is a messenger RNA of Phyllostomus discolor (pale spear-nosed bat), 709 nucleotides long. It is a transcript of the gene OXLD1, whose product is annotated as oxidoreductase like domain containing 1. Gene Ontology annotation, cellular component: mitochondrion. Lineage: Eukaryota; Metazoa; Chordata; Mammalia; Chiroptera; Phyllostomidae. Bases 97 to 576 code for a protein of 159 amino acids. The transcript has 2 exons. The record is from RefSeq and is a predicted model, not a curated record.
GGAGCAUCUUCCAGCCGAGCCCCGAUUGGUCCAGGGGGCCGCCACUCACGGCCCGGAGGCGGGGGCGCGCGUGCGCCGUGGGCCGGGCCGCGGGCGAUGGUGCUGGGGCGCGUAGCCGCGGGAGGCCGGGCGGUGGCAGCAGGUGUCCUCUGCUCUGGGCCCGGCCGACGCUCCAGCGGGGACUGGUGCCACCGGCUUCCCGGAGGCGGCAGCGCUCCCCACCGGCACCGCAGCGGGACCCCAGUCUGGGAAGGCCGCAGAGAGUUCCGGAAGGACCAUGCGGACGAGGGCUCCCAAACAGCGGCAGACGGCACGAGGCGCCCCGAGUCCUCCCCGCCCGGCAGGGGCGCCCCGGAAGCCCCGUACCCCUCCCCACCGGAGCUGCAGCCCCCCACGAACUGCUGCAUGAGCGGCUGCCCCAACUGCGUGUGGGUGGACUACGCGGACGCGCUGCUGCGGCACUACCAGGACGGCGGGCAGCGGGCCCUGGCCGCCCUGCAGGAGCACGUGGCCGACGAGAACCUCAGGGCCUUCCUCAGGAUGGAGAUCCAGCUCCGCAUGAGGAGCAGGGACUGAGCCGGCCCGGAGCUGCUGCCGGGGCAGCCCCGGGGCCUCCUGCACCCGCCGUCCCGGUGGGGCUGGUGUCGGGGGGAUCGGGAGAAUUAUUUAUUGACUGCACCCAAAAAUAAAUCAGUUCUCUGUGCUGCUG